Molecule: messenger RNA, 1417 nt
Organism: Ziziphus jujuba (common jujube)
Lineage: Eukaryota; Viridiplantae; Streptophyta; Magnoliopsida; Rosales; Rhamnaceae
Product: ethylene-responsive transcription factor ESR1
Exons: 1
Coding region: 74-1417 (447 amino acids)
Biological process (GO): regulation of DNA-templated transcription
Molecular function (GO): DNA binding; DNA-binding transcription factor activity
Source: RefSeq, a predicted model, not a curated record
UCCCUUCUCUGUCUCUCUAAUUUCUUUCACUUCUUUGUUUUUUAUUUUAUUUUCAUUCUCUCUUCACAGAUAUAUGGAGGAAGCAUUUAGGCGAAUCAACGGCCAAACCCACAGCUCCGAACCGGACAUAAUCUCCGAUCAACAGCAAAAGAAAUGCAUCAAUAACACAGCAAUGAAUAACAACAAACGCCCGCUGCAGCGAGAAUCAUCUACCGGUGGUGGUGGCUCAGCCGCCGGCGGUGGAGGAGGCACUAUGAGAUAUCGGGGAGUUCGGCGGAGGCCGUGGGGGCGUUAUGCAGCUGAGAUCAGAGACCCGCAGUCGAAAGAAAGGCGGUGGUUGGGAACAUUCGACACGGCGGAGGAAGCGGCAUGUGCUUACGACUACGCUGCGCGUUCCAUGCGUGGCCUCAAAGCCAGGACCAACUUCGUUUACCCUCCUUCACCCCCACCGUCUUCAGCUGCUGCUGCAGCACCACCUGACCAUCAGCAUCAUCACUAUCACCAUCACCAUCCUCUUCCUCAAGCUUUCAGCUUCCCUAAACAGUCACAACCGAAGAAUCAGACCUCCCGUUCCUUUAAUCCUGGUUCGAAAUCGUCGUUUUCGUCACACCACCCUCAAGCUGUUUGUGAUAACUCUUCUUCUUCUUCUUCAAUCAACAUGCUCUUUCUUCGUGAUUUCGUUAGUCCUUCGAACCCAUGUUUGGUAUCUCCUCAGGCGUUUUAUAAUCAGUUUCCACAUUUCAACGGCUCCUCUUCGUCGUCGUCGUCGUCGUCGUCUUUGUAUUCUACAAAUCCUCCUAAUUCUGUCUCUGCUUGUUGUUUGGGAAAUCCCACCACUUGUAUGAAUAUGCCAUCAUCACUAGUUGAUCAUUCUUCUUCUUCUUACGACAAGACAAUCACUAGUGCUAGUGCUACAGCUGGUGGUGCUGCUGAUGAGUUUGAGUUUGAUUUCUUUCCUAAAGAAUCUUCCGAUUCGGGUCUGUUAGAAGAGGUCAUUCACCGCUUCUUUCCGAAACCCUCGUCUAAGAAAUGCGGUACUCAGAAAGCCAAAGCCAAAGACAACGACAAAGAGUCUCUUCCUGUUAGUUGCUCCUCCGGCAUGUCUGCAACUACUCAAUGCUCUUCCUAUGAUAGCAGCAUGAGGAUGAUGACGGGGAUAAAGAAUGAUCAUAUGGCGGCUGGACACUACCACUGUUUUGACAACAACAUCAACAACCAUGGAGUACUUCAACCGCUUGGAUAUGGAUAUGGAAAUGGAAAUUUUAAUGGUGCUUUGGACGUCUCACAUGGAAUUCCAUUCAAUAGCAGCGAGGUUCCCAUGAGUCUUCAGCUGGGUCAGGAUUCAGUAGUCUUGGAUGAAAUUUUCCAGUAUCCGGAGUUUAUAAAUGCCUUUGUGGCAAGGAUGCAGAAUGCUUGA